AAUGAGCAAAGCUGAAGAUGAUUAUGAUUAUUUAUUUAAAAUAGUACUAUCAGGUAAAGAUUUAUUAAAUAGAUAAAGGUGAUUCUGGUGUUGGAAAAUCCAAUCUACUACUACGAUUUACAAAAAACCAAUUUAAUCCAGACUCUAAAACUACAAUAGGAGUUGAAUUUGCUACACGAUCAAUUACAAUUUCUGGGAAGAUUAUCAAAGCAUAAAUUUGGGAUACAGCAGGACAAGUAAAGUGCAUAAAUUAGAGUUUAGGAACGCUACCGAGCAAUUACUUCUGCAUAUUAUAGAGGAGCAAUUGGGGCUGUACUAGUAUAUGAUAUAACAAACAAACAAAGUUUUGAAGCUGUUGAACGAUGGAUAUAGGAAGUAAGGGAGAAUGCAGAUAAAGAUAUUGUGAUAAUGAUUAUAGGAAACAAAUCAGAUUUGAAACAUUUAAGAGCAAUAAGAACAGAGUCAGGUCAAGAUUUGGCUCAGAUGUAGAAGGUAGCAUUUAUGGAAGCAAGUGCUUAAGAUGGUACUAAUGUAGACUAAGCCUUUACAUAAAUUAUACAAUGUUUUAAAUUCUAUAUAAAUUAGAAAUUUAUCAGAAUCUAACAAAACAGUUGUAAAAAUAUGAUUAGAUGUCACAUUUAUAAGGAGAGAAAUUAGAUUUAGAAAUUACAAACUCAGGUAAUAAAAAGUAAGGAUGUUGUUGAAAUAUAAUAUAUUUUUUUUUAGUUUUAAAUUUAUGAAUUCUUUGCUUUAAGUAUAUAUUCAUAUAGAUAUGGAUGCUUAUUAUGCAUAAGCAGAAUAAAAGUUGUUGAAUAUUCCAGAAGAUCAACCUGUUUGUGCUAGAUAAUGGAAUAGUUUAAUAGCAAUUAAUUAUCCCGCCAGAGAUGCAGGUAUAAAAAGGGGAAUGUUAAGUGAAGAGGCAAUGAAAUUAUGUCCUAAUGUUAUGUUGCCUCAUGUGGAAACAUUCAAAGUUAUUGAUGGCAAGAUGGUAUUCUCAACACUAAAAGAUAAAUACAUUUAACAUAAUCAAUAUGAAGAGAAAGUGAGUCUUCGAUAUUAUAGAUAAGAGAGCAAAUUGAUAUUUGCAACAAUUAAAAGAUUUUGCAAUUGUGUUGAAAAGGGAGGAACAGAUGAAGGAUAUAUUUAAAUUAGUGAGAAAGAAUUAGAAAACAUAGAGACAUAGCAAUUCUAUGGACAUUUAAUGAAAGAACUACCUGAUGAAUAUUAAUUAACAGAAUAAGAUUAUUUAUUAAUGAGAGCAUCUUUAUUAUGUUAGAAUAUUAGAGAUGCUAUUUAUUAAGAAACAAAAUAUAAAUGUAGUGCAGGAAUUUCAUUUAAUAAAAUGUUAGCUAAAUUAGCAUCAGCUACUAACAAACCCAAUAAAUAAACUAUCAUUUUGGAAUGUAUGCUACCUGAAUGUAUAUCUAAUAUAAGUAUUAAAAAAAUUAGAGGAUUUGGAGGUAAAGUAUAAGAAACACUUCUUGAAAGUGGAUUAAAAACAGUUGGAUAAGCUUAAUCUUUAUCAAUUUAUGAACUUUAAUCUUUAUUUGGAGAUAAAGCUUAAUAUAUUUAUGAUAAAUUAAGAGGAUAUGAUGAUGAACUAGUCAAAAAAGAAGUAGAUUUAAAAAAUAAAUCUAUUUUAUCAUUAAAAAAUAUAAAGAAGACUUCUUCAAGAGAAGUCAUUAUACAGUCUCUAGAACUUAUUAUACAUGAUAUUACUAUGAGAGUAACUGAUUAUUAUGAGGAUUCCAAUCUAGUACCAUCUGUUUUAGUUAUUCAUUAUCAUAAUGUUGAAAAAGGAUCACAUUAAAAAAGUGAACCUAUUUAUCUUACUUUACCUAUUGAAAGUUUUAGAUUAACCAUAGAAGAAAGAGUUCUUUCUAUUUUAAAUUAAAUUUAGGAUAAUGAAUUAUUUCCUUUAAUUCAUAUUGGAAUAAGUUGUAGAUACUUUAAACCUAUGAUUCAAGGUAUAUAGAAUCCUAUUACAAUGUUUUUUAAAAAGACUUUAGAAUAAUAAGAGUAUGAGAAAUAAGCAAAAUUAGCAGAAAUGUAAGAAAAAAUGAUAUCUCCUGAUGAUUAUUAUAGUUGUUAAAUUUGUGGACAAGAGAUAAUGAAAAAAGAUAAAGAAGCCCAUGAUGAUUUUCAUAUAGCUGAAAAUUUAGACAAAGAAAUGAAUCCAAAGAAAAGAAAAUAUAAGAGUUAAUAAUAAUAAUAAUAAUAAUAAUAAUAAUAAUAAAAUAAUAGUAAUUAAUAAAGUAAUGUAAAUUCAAAAUCAAAAAGUAAAUAAAAAGGUUUAACGUCAAUUUUAUAAUUCUUAAAAAAAUAAUGAU
Paramecium pentaurelia is the source of this 2330-nucleotide messenger RNA. The record is from the annotation of a GenBank genome assembly. NCBI's taxonomy places the organism in Eukaryota, Ciliophora, Oligohymenophorea, Peniculida, Parameciidae.